AUGACACUUCAAGAGCCAAAUAAUGUUUCUGGGCAUAUUAUUCUAGAAGCAUCAAUAUUUAUCUAUAAUGACAGUAGCUAUGCCCAUCCAUCACGUAAUUAUCAUAUGUACGGCAUUCCUGUACAAAAUAAUUAUUAUUUCUUCUCAACUCCGAAGCUUCAUUUAGAAUUUGAGAAAGCAGCAAAACUCAUUGUCAACGCAUAUUCGAAUCCUGAGAUCAAUAUCACAGAAAACAGCGAAGCGCUUGAUAAAUACAUCAAAAAGACCUUAAAUUAUACUGAAAAAGCGCCGACAGUAGCAUCACUUAUGUUCUAUAAUGUUACAAUGCCUAGUUCAGUAAGAACUUUUGAUACCAGUUCUGGUGUCAACGGAACCAUUACAUAUGAUAAAAAGAUUACAUUCUCAGCAACACUAAUCAACUACAUCAAAUUUGUCCGUGAAGGUAAAAUAUUCGGUGUGUUGAUUGGCUUUUCAAUACUUAUCAAUUUCAUGGCAUGGAAAUCUUUAUUCAGUAAUUUUAAGUCAUCUGCGUCACUUUAUCACUUAUCAUUAGGUACAUUUAUCAUGCACAUAAGCUUUGACUUCUCUUUUGCCUUAUAUUUCUUUGAUUUGACCUCAACGGCGUUCGAAUUUGUUAAUUUAUUCCUAUUUUUAUUCAUUUGCACGACAACAAUGUUUAUUGUUUGCAUGCAACUUAUAGCUCUUAUCUGGAGAGCCCAAAAUCCAGGAGUAGAUGAUGAAUUAAGGCCUUCUUUUAUGAAUUUAAUUAUUGGAAUUUCUUCAUCUAUGUUUUUAUACAGCUUUUCGACAUCUGUUGUUUUUCAGAUGCCAAUAAUAACACUUACUUUCAUGUACUCUUUCUUCAUACCGCAAAUACUUUACACCGCAAGAACACCGGGGAAGAAAAAAGGUGACGAAGUAUUCAAUAUUUUGAUAAGUUUACAAAGGCUUAUUCCUCUAUGGUAUUCGACCAUGUACAAGAACAAUGUACAUGAAACUCAUUCCGUUGUAAUAGGAAUUUCUUUUACCGUCUAUGUGCUGUUCCAGCUUUUAAUUAUGUUCUUGCAAUCGAAAUAUGGAGGAUUAUUCUUUUUACCGAGUUUCGCAAAGCCAAAGAUCGUUGAUUACCUUAGUGAAAGACCUCCACCGCACUCGGAAUGUCCUAUUUGCAUGUGUGAAAUCUUUGAUCAAGAAGAAACUGCUGUUACACCUUGCCAUCACAACUUCCACAAGGGAUGUCUUGCAAGAUGGCUUGAAGAAGAUAUGGUGUGCCCGAUUUGCAGGGCUCCUUUGCCACCAUUAACUUAA
Molecule: messenger RNA, 1308 nt
Organism: Trichomonas vaginalis G3
Lineage: Eukaryota; Parabasalia; Trichomonadida; Trichomonadidae
Product: RING finger ubiquitin ligase family
Exons: 1
Coding region: 1-1308 (435 amino acids)
Source: RefSeq, a predicted model, not a curated record